Arachis stenosperma is the source of this 456-nucleotide messenger RNA. RefSeq names its product LEAF RUST 10 DISEASE-RESISTANCE LOCUS RECEPTOR-LIKE PROTEIN KINASE-like 1.2. Gene Ontology annotation, molecular function: protein kinase activity. NCBI's taxonomy places the organism in Eukaryota, Viridiplantae, Streptophyta, Magnoliopsida, Fabales, Fabaceae. The transcript is spliced from 2 exons. The record is from RefSeq and is a predicted model, not a curated record. Gene Ontology annotation, biological process: protein phosphorylation. The coding region runs from base 1 to 456 and encodes 151 amino acids.
AUGGCGGAGCUUGCACUUAAUUGCAUGGGAUUUCCACAAGAACUCAGGCCAAAUAUGGAACAGGUGCUAGAUAUCCUCAAUGGCAAGAGACUAGAGAGAUAUAAAACAAUAGAAGGCAGGGUUUCCUAUAGAAGUGAUGUAUAUAGCUUUGGAGUGGUCUUGUUUGAGUUCAUAUCAUCUAAACCUGCAUUUUGGAGGGAAGUCCCACACGGUGAGGCGGUUGGCUUUGCUAAGUUUGCAAUAAUCAAACUGUUAAAUAACACAUUGAAGGAGCUAGUAGAUCCAGAUAUUGGGUAUGAUUCAGAUAAAGAUGUACCGGAAAUGGUAACAGCAGUGGCAGAGUUGGCCUUUCAGUGCAUUCAGUGUCCUAAAGAGCUUAGACCUUCCAUGAAACAGGUGCUGGAGACCCUUGAGGGUAUAAAGAAGGGAACAUGGGGAUUCAACCAGAUAAUUUAG